GAUCGGAUUGCACGCACGCGUCACGUCCCCCGCACGCCUGUCGGUGGAACCAACACGUCCACGGCGGGCGAAGCCGGACACGUCCACGGCCAUUCGCCCCGGAUGGACUUCAUCCCGGAUGAGGCGAUCCAGGCCCUGGCAGGGCACCAGUUCCAGUCAGCUGGAUCUACUUGGCUCGAUGAGAAGAUGGAUCCUUUCUGGACAGGUGUUGCCAAGCGCAUCCCGCGCUCGGUCUCGCCGAACCUCAUCUCCGUCAUCGGCGGCCUUUGUUGCGCGCUGGCCGCGGCCUUGACGGUGGUCGCCAACCGCUGGAGACGGGCGCCCUUGUACUUUGCGGGGCCUGCGCUGAUCUUCGUGUACAUGACCUGCGAUGCAGUGGAUGGGAAGCACGCACGCAACACCAAGCAGAGUACACCCUUGGGCGCGGUAGUGGACCAUGGCAUCGAUGCCUUCUGUGCCUUCACCACGGGCGUGGCCGUCACUGUGACGGCCGACCCGGCCUUGGAGGAUCCAUGGCUCAUGCUGGCCUAUUGCAUGUUCCACGGUGCCUGGUUUUCAGCCCAGUGGGGUGAGUUGACAUGGGGCUCACUCGACCAGCGUGGCAUCACAGAAGGCGAGUUCGCGUCUAUGCUGGUGAUUGCUUUGCCCGGGAUUCUGGGACCCAACUUCAGAGACCAUUGGAUCCCCACCUGGGUUCCCCUGCUGGGUGGCCGCAAGAUCUUGCAGCCACCAACGAUCUUCGUGGCACUGCUGUGCUUCUGCGUGAGUGUGUCCUUUGUGGUGCGCAUCUCCGCCAAGGUGGAGGGAGGGAUGGAGCGCUUGCAGGCGACCUACCCUUUGAUCCACCUGACCUUGCACACGAUGGCAGCGAUGCACCUGGCCUUCUCACCUCUCCAAGGACAUCAUCCCCUGCUGAGUUUCACGGUGGUGGGGAUGAAUGCGGCCCUCUUGAUGACCAAGAUGCGCUUUAUGGCCACGUUCCGAGUGCCAUGGCCCUUGGUGCACCUGGAAAUGGUGCCCUUCCUGGUCUCAGUGGCCAUCGAUGCCUUCGGAUUUGCCUUGCCAGUGGCCUGCUGGUAUUUGGUGGUCUUGACAGAAAUGCUGUUGCUAUGGCAGAUGUGGCAACGCUUGCUGCAGCGCAUUUGCAGCUCCCUGCAAGUUCCUUUCCUUGGAGAAGUUCCCCUCAAAGGAGAGUGAUCAGUUGGGCGAUCAGUGAAAGUCGGUGCCAAAGUCGGGGCUCAAGAGAUCCAGAUUGACUCUACGAACGG
Messenger RNA from Durusdinium trenchii, 1268 nucleotides. Lineage: Eukaryota; Dinophyceae; Suessiales; Symbiodiniaceae. The record is from the annotation of a GenBank genome assembly.